AUGAUUGAGAAGUCAUUGAUACAUGUUGGGAUCAAGAGUGCGAGGCCUAUAGGGGUAUCACAGGCAGCGAUGGAUGCUUCAAAGACAAACGGAUCAAGCACCGAAGAUAUUCAAGCAAAAUUAGAUAAAAAGUUAGGACCUGAGUACAUUUCUAAGCGAGUUGGAUUUGGGGCGAAUCGAGUGGCAUACAUUGAAGGAUGGAAGGCAAUAAACCUAGCAAACCAAAUUUUUGGGUAUAAUGGUUGGAGCACUGAGGUCAAGAGUAUAACAAUCGAUUUUAUGGAUGAGCGGCAAGGGAAGUUCUGCAUAGGGUGCACAGCGAUCAUCCGCGUCACGCUAAGCGAUGGAACGUUUCGCGAGGAUAUAGGCUAUGGGACGGUGGAGAAUGAACGACGCAAAUCAUCAGCAUUUGAAAGAGCUAAAAAGUCUGCUGUCACAGAUGCACUGAAGCGUAGCUUGCGCGCAUUCGGUAACGCGCUGGGCAACUGUUUAUAUGACAAAUCCUUCCUGGCAAAGAUUGAUAAGGUGAAGUUUGAUCCUCCCGAUUUUGACGAAGGAAACCUAUAUCGCGCGACAGAUGAAUUUGCAGAAAACUCGCGCGCAGGAGACAGCUCGCGCGGCGCACCUACUGGUUUACCGGUUGGCACUCCCAGAAGUGACCACGAGGCGCGCGGCCCACCAUAUAAACGCCGGAACAUCAAUCAAACACCAAAUGUUGUACCGCUACCGGCUCCAGCCCGUGAGCUACAACCACAACACGCUCAGCAGCCUCAACCACCAUCAGACCAAGAUCCCGACGAAUUGCUGGACGAUUCUUUCAUGUUUAGCGACGAGCUCCAAGAUGAUGACAUAAUAGCUGCGGGCGAAGCCCAGCCAACAACGCCCGCUUUAGAUCGUCCUGUUGAAAGCCAUCCUAACCCCCAAGCUCAGGUCCAGACGCCAGUUGCUUUCGUGACGGCCAAAGCAGCCCCAAACCUACAAAAUAAAGCUCCCGUCCCGCCUGGCAGUGUAUUCGACCCCAAGUUUCGCGCCCAGUCUAUCAGGCAUACAGUUGAUCAAACAACUUCCGCCCAUGUUAAAACAAGCGUGCUCCGGGAAAGGGGCCUUCCAAACAACAGAAGUGCUAUUUAUAAUCAGUACGCUCCCAAAGGUAAGUUAAUAGGAGACACCAAUACCGCACAGGACUCGUCAGUGCCUCCUCGGGAGCGCCAGCCUAUUUUACCUGCAGUGGCUUCUACAGCGACGACAACUAACAUCACCCAUCACGAAGCAUCUGCUAAAGAGGUUCAAAAUAAUGGGUACGCCAACGCAGGUCAACCCAAUGGCACUUCAGUACAUGCUGGGAAUGUAAUACCACCUGCAGUGUCUUCGCCUGCGGCGACAGUUAGAUCAGUGGGUAAGCCCAAGGCCCAUCAUCCGAAUGUUAGGAAUCCCUUAUAA
Messenger RNA from Lachancea thermotolerans CBS 6340, 1440 nucleotides. It is a transcript of the gene RAD52, whose product is annotated as recombinase RAD52. Gene Ontology annotation, biological process: DNA recombinase assembly; mitotic recombination; double-strand break repair via single-strand annealing. NCBI's taxonomy places the organism in Eukaryota, Fungi, Ascomycota, Saccharomycetes, Saccharomycetales, Saccharomycetaceae. The coding region runs from base 1 to 1440 and encodes 479 amino acids. Gene Ontology annotation, cellular component: nucleus. The record is from RefSeq and is a predicted model, not a curated record. The transcript has a single exon.